AUGAUGGGGGUCUUUGGGGCUUAUGUUGGAUUCCUUUUCUUGUCGGUGUUGUAUAUUCAGCAAGGACUUUCUUCUCAAGCCAAAUUUACUGAAUUCCCUCGAAAUGUCACAGCCACGGAGGGGCAGAAUGUGGAGAUGUCGUGUGCAUUCCAGAGUGGCUCUGCCUCAGUGUAUCUGGAAAUCCAGUGGUGGUUUCUGCGGGCAGCUGAGGACCAAGAGCCCGGAGCAGAGGUGACCGGCACUCAGGUGGAGCUCUUACCAGAGAGAGAUCUGGACAAUGACGGAACAAAAAUAAGCACAGUGAAAGUACAGGGGAACGACAUCUCCCACAAGCUGCAGAUCUCCAAAGUCAGGAAAAAGGACGAGGGGUUGUACGAGUGCAGGGUGACAGACGCCAAUUACGGGGACCUCCAGGAGUACAAAGCCCAGGCCUAUCUCAAGGUCAGCGCCAACAGCCACUCCCGCCGGAUGCAGGCCUUCGAAGCGUCUCCGAUGUGGUUGCAGGAUAAGCCUCGCAAGAACAUCUCUGCGGCGGUUCCCAGCAGCAUCCACAACUCUGCCAGCCAGCGCAUGCGCCCCACGUCUAGCCCUCCAGCAGAUGCCAAAGUCCCUAAACAAAGCCCACAAUCAGCAAAGAGCAAAUCGCCUGUAAAACCUACGGAGCGGACAGCAAAGUUGACCCUAACUUCCAACCACCACCCUGCACCCAAUGUACUCUAA
Molecule: messenger RNA, 720 nt
Organism: Eublepharis macularius
Lineage: Eukaryota; Metazoa; Chordata; Lepidosauria; Squamata; Eublepharidae
Gene: VSTM2A
Product: V-set and transmembrane domain containing 2A
Exons: 5
Coding region: 1-720 (239 amino acids)
Source: RefSeq, a predicted model, not a curated record